Symbiodinium natans is the source of this 7104-nucleotide messenger RNA. NCBI's taxonomy places the organism in Eukaryota, Dinophyceae, Suessiales, Symbiodiniaceae. The record is from the annotation of a GenBank genome assembly.
AUGGUCAGUGAAGAGUGUGGCGAGGGAUCGUGCCCGGUCGGUCCCUCUCAUGGCCAUCAAUCCGGGGAUGCACGUGCUGCUAAAUCCCAGUUCUCCCGUGACAUGUUCCCCCUUCCUGUCCCACCUGAGGUGCGCCGGGAAAAAACUUUGGGGAGACGGGUGGCGCAGCGGGUGGCCAGACAUAUCCAGCAGACAACCAAGGAGCGCGAGGCCGUGAAGGCUCUCAACUGGAUGGCUGGCUACAAGGAAGAAUUUGAGAAUUCACAGUUUUCACCAGAUGCUCUUCAGUCGGAGGCCCGGCAUUACCUGCAGAGCCCCGAGCAUAUGUUAAAACCAGGCUGCGAAACGGGCCUGGGGGAGUUUCAACCGUACUGGGAUCCACUCUUGAGGAGGGACGCCAAGCUCUACAAGAAGUUCAUCCAGAAGCUGAACCAAGCCGGGUACUUGGUGUUCACGCAGAACCCCAAAAGCUUCUGUGGAGUGUUUUUCGUCAGGAAGAGCGACGGUCGCAAAAUUAGAAUGAUCAUUGACGCCAGGGGUACCAACUCCAUGUUUCGACCUCCCCCUGGCGUUGAUUUACUUACUUCAGAUGGUUUUUCGAGGAUUGAGCUCAACAUCCCAAGCCAUUUCGUCCCAGGCAGUGCCGACUACGACGACUACCUUGACCGACACCGUAUUAGCAUAGGGCUCAGUGAUGUAAAAGAUUGUUUUCAUCGGCUCCGACAACCUAGGUGGCUUUGUGAUUAUUUUUGCUUGGAUGGGGUGCCGGCUUCUUGGGUGGGGCUCGAGAACACAUAUUUGGACAACCAGUGGCUUGCGCCCGACUCGAUCGUGUACCCGGCCCCAGGCUCUUUACCAAUGGGGUUCACUUGGGCCCUAUACUUCGCGCAACGCGCAAGCGAGGUCCUCAUGACCAAAGUACCAUCCUUGCAAAAGUCCACCUUGGUCCAUGACAGGUCCAGCGCCAUCGUCUUUGGAGAGGGCCAGUCCGUGAAAAACGAGGCAGGCGAGCCGCGCCCUGUGCACCAUUAUGUCUACGUUGACAAUCUAGGGGUCCUCAGCGUUAACCAUGAUACAGUGGAGACUGCCUUGCGAGAAGUAGAGGAUGUCUUCGGUUCUCACAAGCUGAUCCUGCAUCCAGGCUUGGUGUCGAGCGGCACUACGAAGGCACUGGGCUGUGCUCUCAGAGGAGACCUUCUGGCUAGUCGGGUCACGUCAGACAGGUAUCACAAACUACGUCAAGCCAUCCAAGGAGUACUUGAACGUAAGCGGGUUUCUGGACGCAUUCUUGAAGUGCUGGUAGGCCAUGCUACGUUUGUUGCCUUGAUGAACCGCCACGUCCUCAGUGUCUUCAACACGGUUUACCGUUAUAUUAACGCCCACUACCACAAACCAGCGCCAUUGUGGACCACAGUGAGAGAGGAGCUUUCGGUUUUCAGGGGGCUCAUGAUCUUCUUGCAUGCGGACUGGGCACGACCUUGGAACACCUACGUGACUGCCACAGAUUCUUCUUUGGAAGGUUUCGGGGUUGUUUCAAGUCAUUGGCAGCAGCAUGAGGUUGCCAGUGCCGGCCGAAAUCUUGAGCGGGCCCGCUUCAGAAAGCUGGGGAGUCAUUCAGCGCGCGCCUCAGCGCUCACAGCAGCGGGUUUUGUUCAUGAUGAAGCUACAGAUCAGUGGAAGGCCGGCUGGCUGGACAGACCCAGUUACCUGGAGCACACAGGCUGGGCAUUGGCUCAGGAGUUCAAGGAAAUUCCUGGAUAUCUCUUGCAGGCUGAUCGCUGGACGCCCCGGCUUUGGGGAAAAUGGCAGCACUCUGCUGGGAUCCUGGAGCUCGAAGCACGGGCCUUGGUGAAGGGGCUCAAACGUAUUGCCAUGAGCACUUUCGGGCAUGAUGUGCGGCAGCUCUUGCUCACAGACAACAUGAGUGUUUGCCUCGCCUUUGACCGAUCUCGCGCUCGCAGCUUCAGCCUCCUGGUGCAAAUCCGGAAAUUUGCUGCAUAUUGUUUGGCACGCAACAUCUACUGUGUGGUUAGGUGGGUUCCAUCCGAGCUCAACAGCGCGGACAAGCCAAGUGGGGCACAGCAACGUCUCAAGGUCCUGUCCAUCAAUGUUAACAGCCUAAGCGGGUUCCUUUGGGGUGAAGUCAAGGCGUUUCUUGGUGGAGAGGGCCUGCAGUAUGACUUCAUAUUCCUACAGGAAACGCAUCGCACUGCCUUUUGCGCUUUCAAGGUUGAUAACUGGAUGGCAGUUGGCUCCUCAACAAAACGGGGAGAGGGUGUGCUCACACUAGUUCAUCCUCGUUACGAUGCCUCCAUGGUUCGUUACCAGGAGAUAAUCCCAGGCAGAGUUCUAAGAGUGAAGGUAUGCCACAAAGAGGCAGCCAUCGAAACACUUAACAUAUACCAACAUGUUUGGAUACACACGGAUGAUCCGGAACAAAACAAACAGAGGCGGCAAACCCUGCUCGAUAAGUGCACUGCCACAAUACAGGGCAUGGCUAGAAGAGACACCCUGAUUCUAGCGGGAGAUUUUAACUCAGAGGUACACGCAGUAAACGGAUUGAUCGGGACACGCGUGAACCGCUCGGCCUAUCACCAAGCCCUUGACCCACUCACACUUCCAAGAUUCAUACAAGACAACGCCCUGGUUGCUCUAAACACUUGGCAUAUGAAGGACCCAUGCACCAACUACACCCGUACGGGCAACUCUCAGAUUGACUAUAUCCUUGUGCGCGCACCAAGUGCUGACACCAGAGCGAAGCAAGUAGUCAAACAAGAGGCACCCUUUGGGGCGUGGAAAGAGCUCACACACUCGGCCCUCAUUGCUGAUGUCCGAAUCAUCAAGCACUUCCACUUGCCCAAGGCCAAAAUGCAACAGGAACUACAAUACUCGAGACAUGACCUUGACUACGCGUAUCGCCAGAAGGAUCACCGAAUCACACAAUUAAAGAGUAAAGUGGAGUUGGAGAUAAAUCACAGCUUGAACCACGGCCUCCCACUGACUGCAGAUCACAUCAAUCACACAUUACUGCGUGAGGUCUCUGACCUCUUCCCAACAGCUACAUCAGCACACACCAAUCGAGGCCAAACCAAAGCACAGUGCAAGGCCAUCUUUGCUGCGUGGAAAGAGCUGUUGACCCACCCUGACGAAGUAGGUGGCUCGACCAUCACACUGCCUGCCCGCGUCUACCACAUGUGGCAGAGACGUAGGGAUCUUCAGCGAUGCAAGCCAUUCACCCUGUCAGGAGUGCUUCGCACAUGGCAAUGGGUGCUUCUCUUCAACAAGGCAGGACGGCAGAGCAAGCAAUAUCAUCUCCAGCAUCAACGGGCCAUAGCACUGGGGCACUUACAGCAAGCUGAAAGGGCCGCUCAGACGCAUAACACGAAGCGUCUCUAUGGUGCAGUCAAGCGACUCCUGCCCUGGAAGCCCAAGCCCAGGAUCAUGCUUAAGCACCCGGAUGGAUCGCCCAUGUCUCUGCACCAGGAACACCAAGCACUUGUCCAACACUGCAAACAACUCUUCGCACCCCCGGCGGCAUCUCCCACUCGACCAGGCCAGAUGCUUAGCAUGCCAUUGACUGCCUGUGAAUGGACGACACAGCUUCAAUGUACUCCUAUAGGCAAGGCCGUGCCUGCGGACUCCGCUCCGGCCACAGCGUGGAAGGCCUGCGCGACAAUUGUGGCGCCAGCCAUGGCCUGCAUAGCCAAAGGACUUCAGCCAGUAACCUCUGCACUACCUGAUGCAUGGAAGAACCCUCAGUUGUGUUUCCUUCCCAAACCACAUAAGCCUCCAUCCACCGCAGCUGCUCUCAGACCUAUAGGCCUACUCAGACCGGAUGGCAAGGCGUUUGCAGGCCACAUCAAAAAUCAGCUACUGAUGCAGGCCUGCUCCAGCCUUACUCACACUCCACAGUAUGCAUACCUUCAGGCACGGGACACGUCGGAUGCGCUGGCAAGGGUCAACGCAUGCAUACAUGACAUCAAGGACGGUCUUAGGGCCUUGGGUGGGAAUAGGUUCCUGACGAGACAGCGCAAAGAGACUGGACAGGUCAAAGGCGAAUCAGGAGGGUGCCUCCUGUCAGUCGACCUCAGCCAAGCUUUUGAUCGUGUCAACCGUGCAAAACUAGAUAGAGCGUUGGCACUCCACCAGGUUGAUGCUGACCUUAGAUCUACCGUCACCGCCAUCCACGAGCAGGCUGCUUACCAGGACAGGGAUAAAUUUCACCGGACAGACAUCUGCACGACGCAAGGAAUUCGCCAGGGAUGUCGACUAGCACCAGCCCUAUGGGCCGUGCUGUCGUCUCAGUUACUCUGGGAUCUUACUCCCGCUGGUCAAACGCCGCUGCAGCUUCCAUUCACGUUGUUCGCCGAUGACCAUUUAGGCCAUUGGCUUCUCAAAACGGUGGACGAUGCCAAGCAAAUGGAGGAGACGAUAGUGGCACUUUUUCACAUGUUGGAAACAUACGGGCUCAAGGUUAAUCCGGAUAAAUCCAGUUUGGUCAUUCGGGUCCAGGGAGCGCAACUUGAAAAAUUUGUCAAAAGCCGCACGGUUAUAGUUCGCAACCAGGCGCAUUGGAAACUACAAGAUGGAGAACAAACACAUCUCAUACCGAUGUGUGAAUCCAUCACUUACCUUGGCACCAAGCUCACACUGAAAGAGGGCACCGGCCAUACACUUGACUUUAGGCUUGCUGAAGCUGAGGCGAAAGUUACGCAACUUCGCAAAAGCAUCAGAUCACGCAAGGGAUUGUCCAGGCACUACAGAGUACGGGUUUGGCAGGCUUGCGUGGUAAACAGUGCGCUUUAUGGUCUGCUGACUACUCCUUUCUCUGGCCAAAUGAUAACUAAGCUGAGGGCGUGGUUUCACCGCCAACUCAGAGCGGUCACAGGUAUGCCAGCUCACCUCACAAAGGUGAGUAAUCAGACGCUGAGAGAAACCUACAACCUGAACGAUCCUGUACACAUGCUGACGGAACGCAUUGCGCGCAAACUUAAUGCUAUGCAACAAGGACGAGGCGAUCCCGCCACGUGCGAAACUAAGACCUUUGAGUAUUGGCAAAUGCUACACAAACAACUUGCCAGCCAUGCUGUGGAACAACGCACUGUGACGCUGGUGGAACUCUCCAGCUCUAGCCAACAUGCCUGCUCCAUAUGUGGCCUGUACUACCCGACCCAAAAAGCCCUUAGGCAACACCAGGCGCUCAGACAUGGACAGAUUCAAGCCAACAAACUCAGUAUCGACUACAAACCCGAACAACAUUCUGUUGCGGGCAUGCCACAAUGCAAACACUGUCUUCUGAAGCUGUAUGACUGGGGUGCAUUAAAAGGGCACAUCAUGCAAAACGUGUGCGGUUGGCACACCAAACAGCUCAGCGACUCGAACAACAAUAGCCAGCAGGAUACGAAGACUGUUAAAGAAACAGAGCCUGUUCCACACAAGGUCGACACCCCACAUACCCCUGUUGACCCUAAAGAGCGGCAACACGAACCAAGGAACACCACGACUGAGGAGAGCACGCUCCUGCAAAACGAAGCGACACUGGCAUUGCUUCAAAGUCAUGAGGGAAUAUGCACCCAAGCAGCAUUACACAAAACCUACCUCAAACAGCACUGCGGUUUCUGUGGCCGCUGGAUCGCUGAUGCCGGCAUGAUUAAAACGCAUAUCCAGAGAGUGCAUACGAAUCUUGCACGGCAUAUUACCUCAGACAUACACACUUCAUGCCAGGCCUUCAAGCACCUCUUCAAAAGGGACCAUACAUGUGAGUGGUGUGACAGAAUGGUGCACGGCUCAGAUCGGCAUUGCUCUCAAUGCCCAGUUCUUUUUCAGCUGAUACUCGCAAGGACCAGCAGACAGGCGGCCUCCGCUUCACCUGAGACCCAGCUCCCUGCAGUAUGGCCUGUACCACACCCAGGGAUGGACGUUGCGAUUUACCUCAAAUCACCUACUCAAGAUGAGAUGCAACUGCACAUACAGCACAUGUCCACGCUUGCCAAGACACGAUGUCUCCUAUGCGGUGAACAGGUGCAAGACAUCCAACACUGGCGACGACACAUGGCGCAGCGGCAUGACUCUCAGAAACAGCUUCACACGUUGCGCGACCUUGCUGCUGGUGCAAUGUCCACUUCCCAAAGUCUGCUCGAGAACACAGACGAAAGUGCCUCCCUUUGCUGCAGCUCUGCCUGUACCAUGACCUCCACGUCAGUGGAGACCACGCCGGAGCAACAGAUGGCGGCAGUGUGGGGCCUCAGCUCACCCCUGGCGACGACGCCUACACCACAGAGACAAGCGUCCGUCAGACACAGACUGCCGCAAGGGACGCCGCAAAAGUAUCGAAAGGGCAUGGGCAAGGGCGCAGGCAAGGCAGCUCCCAAGGCAAAACGGGAUCGGGACCAGGAAGCAGAAGACGAGUUGAUGAUGGACCUGGAGUCGCUGGACGAGGAGACGGUGAGAACGGCCUUGAAAACCUUGGUCAAAACAGCACUCAGACACGAACACCAACUGACGAUCUUGGAGGCAGACCGGAGCUACGUGUUCUUCCUGGACACGACGAACCACGGCAUUGUCUCCAUGUUGAUCCAGGCCAGCGCAACAUGGAACACAAAGUUCGAGGAAUGCACGGUCAACACCUCGCUGAGGGCCACGCUAUGGGGAGUACUACUCAUGGAAUGGAAAGCACGCCUCGAGAAAAUCGAGUCCGACGCCAAGGUACUACAGGUAGCAGAAACAGCAGGAUGGGCAACGCGGUCUCCGCUCCAGUGGAUCUACAACGAGUGGAAUCCGGUACAGAAAAAGGCGCUACCAUCAAGUCGGGACAACCUCACUCACGAGGAAGCAAAAAAGGCAGUCAACCAGCUCAUCGCAAACACCGCCAAGGACAACACAGUGCACCGGUUCCAAAGCCUACGACCACUGAAGCCGGACCUGCAGGCGGAAGUGAUCACCAUGGUCCUGACACUCACCGUCCAUCAACAGGCGGCAGCCGUUUACCACGACCUGGACCUCUUGGCAAACAACUGCGCGGGCAAGCUGAUCGGUCUACGCUUGAGACGGGAGCGAGUGGGCAAGACGACGCUCACCAAGGAGCUCGAGAGACUACAGAUCUAA